Penaeus monodon (black tiger shrimp) is the source of this 993-nucleotide messenger RNA. RefSeq lists its product as uncharacterized. Bases 1 to 993 code for a protein of 330 amino acids. The transcript is spliced from 4 exons. Lineage: Eukaryota; Metazoa; Arthropoda; Malacostraca; Decapoda; Penaeidae. The record is from RefSeq and is a predicted model, not a curated record.
AUGGUCCGUCCUCUAAGGGUUGUGCCAUAUACUACGCUGUAUCCUUGGCAAUACUCAGUAAUUCACUGUAUCAUCUUGUACACCAUCUUCUUCAUAAAAAAUCAACAAAGUUCAAACCUGAAAACUGGCCAACAAACAGUAAAUAGUGUCGAUGAAUUAAAAAGACGUGGGGGCACUCUCACGGUAGGCCGAACACAAACCACAGCAAAGGUCCCCGCGGGCGUCCCUGCCCUGGCCCCCGUAACGUCCCUUCCCCCACGGGACACCCCACGCCCGCCGCGAAGAAGGACACAAGGACAAACGAGUCCCCCAACCGACCCUUUAGAAGCGCACCCCCGACGCCCCAGCCGGGGAAAAAGAGGGGUGAUUUUCUUCGCUGACCCGACAAGGUCCGGAAAAGCCGCGCGGCGGGUGAAAAACAGAGGGGAGCUGCGCAAACCCGUGAAGGAAACAGCAGGAAAAAACCAGUCAAGAAGCAGAAACCCGCUGCCUGCUCCAGAACCAGCUCAGCUGCACCAGAACCAGCUGCAGCUGCCCAGAACCGCUCGCGCUCCAGAAACACUGCAGCUGCCCAGAACCAGUGCAGCUGCUCCCGAACCAGCUGCACUGUCCGAACCAGUGCAGCUGCUCCAAACCCCUCACUGCCCCAACCCCUCAAAAGAGAACCAGCUGCCUGCUCCAGAACCAUCAAAAGCGAACCCUGCAGCUGCACCAGAACCAUCAAGGGAACAAAACCACUGCAGCUGCACCAAAACCCAUAAAGGAAAGCAAACCCUGCGCUGCCCCAAAAACCAGUCAAAAACGAACCAGCUGCACUGCUCCAGAACCAGCUGCCUGCCCAAACCCCUGCAGCUCCCCCAAACCAGCUGCAGCUGCACGAAACCGCCAAGGGAAGCAAACCAGCUGCCUCCCAAACCCAGCUGCCUGCUCCAAACCAUAAAGGAAGCAGAACCCUGCACUGCACCAAACCACUGCAGCUGCUCCAAACCGUAA